This is a messenger RNA of Cucurbitaria berberidis CBS 394.84, 1577 nucleotides long. RefSeq lists its product as uncharacterized. NCBI's taxonomy places the organism in Eukaryota, Fungi, Ascomycota, Dothideomycetes, Pleosporales, Cucurbitariaceae. The record is from RefSeq and is a predicted model, not a curated record. Bases 230 to 1426 code for a protein of 398 amino acids. The transcript has 4 exons.
CUCAGCCUACUCAGACUGGACAUGUGGCGUUGCUGCUCGAUUACUCACUUCAGCCCAGCUUAGUAUCAACACGUUCUGACAGACGGUUCGAAUCGCGUUUGACUUGACGACCCUGGAACUUCGUCGUCGCUAAUAUCUAUCUUCUAAUCACUACUUACUCAAUAGACGAGACCAGAAGUACCUCGACAGAACCGGCGAUAGCUCACUAGACGAUAAACCAGCUAUCACCAUGUCAUACACGCCGUUCAAACGUCAAGAUUUCGCACCUUCAUGCCCCUCGGGCGGAACGUGGUGGGCGUGCGGUCACGGCACAUAUUUCGUAGGCUGCUGCGCCAGAGAUCCAUGCGACAUCACCUGCGCACAGGGAAAUCUGUACCCUGGUGCCUUCAACCCAACAUCUUACGGGGACUUUCCAGAUGCUACAUGUGGAACAGGGAGCAAAUUCUAUACCUGUACAGCAGGAGCCACGUUCUGGGGGUGCUGUAAAACCAAUGCAUGUAGUCAGAGCGGCUGUCCGGAUGGAGAUCUCGAGCCCGCGAUCUUGAAUAGAGAGGACCUGCGGAGCGCAUAUCAUGCCUCUGGAGGGACGACGUUGGCUAGUGCGACCAGGACAUCGACGGCUUCAGCAUCAAUAAUGUCGACUCCAGCUAUAACGAGCGUAGUUCCACCUACUUCGUUUCCGACUCCUGAGGGCAAACAACACGUUGGAGCCAUAGCGGGCGGAGCAGCUGGCGGUGCGUUUGGUCUAGCGCUCAUCAUCGGACUUGUACUAUACUACUGCUGCCACGCGAAGAAGUCGAGAAAAGGGCAUGCGGAUACCGUAGUGCGAAGACUAUCCGACCUCCCUGCAAGGACGGCGGAGAAGGACAAAGCAGUUCCUCGGCCACCUGAUGCAGCGCCCCCAGGAUACUCGUCGCCAAACCCAGAGGCAGGGUUCUACCCGCAGGUGCCAUCGCAAUACGGGCAAUACGGCACGUCGUAUGCCUACACGCAGCAACAGCAACAAGCAUACCCCCCGGAGCCGCAGGAACUGCCCAUCGGACGGCCUUCACCCGUCCCGUUCGCGCUGAAGCCCGCGGGACGGCACCGCCGCGAGGCCUCGGAGUUGUCGGGGGACACGGCGAUUCGAUCCGAGCUCGACACGCCGUUGGAGUCGCCCAAGGGACAGCAGAAGCAGUUCGCGCAGCCGAGCCCUUUGACGCCACAGACGCGUUUUGAAGAGCAGAGUCCGAGGAGUGUAGAGGGUAAUGAUGCGGUGCAGAGUUGGAUGGCGCAGCAGAAUUUGCAGGCGGAAAGAGGAGGGAGAGAUGGGUAUGGCCAGGGGCUUGGUGUGCAGGGAGUGAGUGAUGGGGAUGGGGUGGGGAAUGGACGUGAGCAGAGGGGAUAUGGAAAUGCGGCGAAUAGUAGCAUGUAUCAUGGUAUUUAGACCGUGGGGUAUUGACUACGAACGGGAGUUGAGUGUUUCAUAUGGCUCUUGGAUGGGGAGACUAACUGGCUACAGUUUGAAGUACAUAUUAUUGAUCCGCACUCAAAGUACUUUCACAGAACCAGCGAUAGCUCAACUAGGGCGUAGGCGC